CGGGGGCGCUGCUACUGGGCCGGCAAGGCCGAGCUUGGACCGCUCCCGAAAACGCUCCGGCCGCCCCUCGCAUGAGAAGCCGCGGCGGGCUGCGCGGCCGCCCUCCUGUUGCUCCCCUGGCGCGUCGCCGGCGGUGCCUCCAGAAUGAUUCAUAUUGCUGGAAGAAUGGAAGCUCAGCUGCUGUCGUCAUUCUCCAUUGCUGGGCCUUGAGGAGAGGCUGGGGGCAAUGCUGCCCUGAGCUGUCUCAGCUUGUUCCAGGCUCCCCCAACGCCGGCUGUGGUGUGCCCAUGUCCCGAUGGAGAUGAAGAGCGUCUUCCUGCAGGGAGCCCAGCCCAGACUAUGACAGCAUAUCGGCCUGUGCAUGAAAGCUGCAAUGUGGUGGGCCUGGACCCCACAGGGGGCGAUUACUCCUCUUCAGGAUCCUGGUCCCAGAACGGCUGCACCCCACAUGUGGACGAUGCCUCUCCUUUGCGACCAGCUACCACAACCCCUGCUGUGCCAAAAAUGGGGGUGCGGGCCCGGAUUGCCGACUGGCCUCCCAAAAGAGAAGGGUUGAAGGAUCCAGCUGCCUCCAGUGCUGCCAAGGCUCCAGAGGCCCCGGGCCCCAUGUUGUGGGAGCUUCAGAACGGGCAGCCAUCUAGAGAGGCUGCCUUCCCGUUGGGGCCGAAACCUUCCCGGCGCCUGGCUCGGAGGAGGUCCAAGGACACUGAAUUCCAGGAUGGGUGGCCGCACUCUCCUGGCAGGGUGUUCCUGGCGCUGAGGAACAGGAGCAAUAGUGAGGUCACCCUGAGCGAGUGUGACCUGGAAGCCGCGGUGGAGCCCCGGGGAGCCCGGCUGGCUGGCGGCCUGCCCCUCUUCCGUGAGUAUGGCAGCACAUCCUCCAUCGACGCGCAAGGCCUCUCUGAGCAGAGCUUCUAUGAGAUGCUGAAGGAGUUCCGGAGUGGGAAGGCAGUGACUGGGCAGCGGCAGCGGCUGGUGGAUCCCUUCCAUCCUGCCAGGAGCACCAAGGCAGAGGCCCGGGCAGAAUCAGGAUUGCCUGUUCACCCCAAGGAGAAGCCCCGCAAGAAGGGCCUCCGGGCAGAGGGGGGGGGGGGGGACUCCAUCUUCCGGAAGCUGCGGAGUGGCCGGGCGGAGGGAGACUGCAGCAGGGCCCUGGGGGAGGCGGAGGAAGCGGGCCGGGGCUGGCUGUGCCCGAAGGGCCUGGCCCACUAUGACGUCCAGAGUCUGCUCUUUGACCUGAAUGAGGUGGUGGCCAGACGGGUCUGUGUGGCUCAGCGGAGGAACACCACCACAGGGGCUUCGGCUGCCUCCGCAGGCUCAGCUGCUGCUGUCUGCAGCCUGGCCGGCUUGGAUGUGCCCAGCACCUUCUUCAGUCCUGAGGACCUGAACUCCAAGGAGAAUCUGGAGCAUGAUCUGGGGGACAACAGCAGCAACAGUCUGCUGCUAAGCUGCCCUCACUUCCGCAACGAGAUUGGGGGCGAGGGGGAGCGCAACAUCAGUUUUUCACCUGCCUCCAUGGGUGGCUGUGGAGAGGGGGCCUUUGCGGAGACAACCCCUGCCCCUUACUGUACAAAUGCCAGCAUCUCUGUGCUGGAGACGCCACAGGAACUGCAGCGCAGUCUCAGCCGGUUGAAGCACUACAGCAUUGAGCACGUGGACCUGGGUGCCCGGUACUACAGGGACUACUUCUCUGGCAAAGAACAUUUUAACUACUUUGGGGUGGAUGAGAAGCUGGGCCCCGUGGCAGUCAGCAUCAGGCGUGAGAAGCUGGAGGACCAUCGGGAUUACGGGCCUCAGUACCAGUACAGGAUUAUCUUUCGCACCAGCGAGUUGACCACCCUCCGUGGUGCCAUCCUAGAAGACGCAACACCCACUACCACCAAGCACGGCACCGUCCGUGGCAUCCCCCUGAAGGACGUGCUGGAGCAUGUGGUCCCCGAGCUGAACAUGCACUGCCUACGCCUGGCUCUGAGUGUGCCCCAAGUCUGUGAGCAGCUGCGGAAGCUGGACGAGCAAGGACUCUGCCGGAAACAUAAGGUGGGUGUCCUGUACUGCAAGGCUGGCCAGAGUUCAGAGGAGGAGAUGUACAAUAACGAGGAGGCAGGCCCGGCCUUUGAGGAGUUCUUGGCCCUGCUGGGGGAGAAGGUCUGCCUGAGGGGCUUCCGCAAAUAUGCUGCACAGCUAGACACCAAAACCGACUCCACCGGCACCCACUCCCUCUACACGACCUACCAGGGCUACGAGAUCAUGUUCCACGUCUCCACGAUGCUUCCCUACACCCCCAACAACAGGCAGCAGCUGCUGCGGAAGAGACACAUCGGGAACGACAUCGUCACCAUCAUCUUCCAGGAGCCGGGGGCUUUGCCCUUCACCCCCCAGAACAUCCGCUCUCAUUUCCAGCACGUCUUCAUCAUUGUCUGUGCUCAGAGUCCCUGCACAGAGAGCGUCCGCUACAGUGUGGCAGUGACUCGCUCCAAGGAUGUGCCCCCCUUUGGGCCAGCCAUCCCCAGUCAGGCCACCUUCCACAAGUCGGAUGUCUUCCGGGAUUUCCUGCUCGCCAAGGUGAUCAAUGCCGAGAAUGCCGCGCACAAGUCGGACAAGUUCCACACCAUGGCCACGCGCACGCGGCACGAGUACCUGAAGGAUUUGGCUGAGAACAGCGUCACCAGUACCCCCAUCGACUCCACGGGGAAGUUCAACCUGAUCUCACUGGCCUCUAAGAAGAGGGAAAAAAUGAGGGCUCGGGCCGGGGCUGAGCAGCAGAGUGCGGGGGCCCUCGUCUGGCGAGUUCUGGCCCAGGACUACUCGCAGGGAGCAGAGAUCGAGUGCCUGCUGGGCAUCUCCAAUGAGUUCAUGGCCCUCCUGGACCUGGCCACCAAAGAAGUCGUCUUCAAUUGCUUCUGCGCAGAUGUGAUUGGCUGGACGCCAGACAAUUGCAGCCUCAAAAUUUUCUAUGGACGGGGGGACCACAUUUUUGUCCAGGCCCCAGAGAAUAAUCCUGAAGAUGUUAAAGAGAUUGUGCAGAGACUGAAGGUCAUGACCUCUGGUGCCGAGACGGUGGAGAUGACCCUGCGGAGGAACGGGCUGGGGCAGCUGGGUUUCCAUGUGAAGUUUGACGGGACGGUGGCCGAGGUGGAGGACUACGGCUUCGCCUGGCAGGCAGGCCUGCGGCAGGGCAGCCGGCUGGUGGAGAUAUGCAAGGUGGCCGUAGUUACCCUCACCCACGACCAGAUGAUCGACUGGCUGCGUACCUCCGUCACUGUGAAAGUGGUGGUGAUUCCACCACACGAGGAUGGUGUUCCACGCAGGGGGUGGGCCGAGUCCCUGAAGAUGAGCGCGAUGGAGACCAGAGGAGAACCCGAAAGCUUGCCUGGGGGCUAUCGGCCUCCGUAUCGCAGCAACUCAGCCUGGCAGUGGAGUGGCUCUGCCACCCAAGGCUCCUCCCAGCCCCCCAAAUGGGCUGAGCAGCCAGGGCAUGGCCAGUCCCAGUCCCUCACCAGGACCCCAAAGCAGAGCACCCUGACCCCUUACCGCCAGGUCCAGCCUCUGCAUGGCAAAAGGCCCGCCAGCUUCCCAGAGACCCCCCGUGUGGUUUCCUCCUCCCAGAGUGGCACAGAAAAGAGCCAGUCAUACCGGCAGCCCUCAGGCAGUUUCUCUGUUCCGGGCUCUUCAGGAGGCUCCUUCGCCUGGUACAAGCCCUCACCGGACAGCUCUGUGCACAGAUACGUGGUCCCUUUGCGGCCUCUGGGGCCUUUUGAGACACUCUGUCCCUCUGAGGUGACCCCGAACGGGGACUCCUCUUCGUCCGGCGGAGGGCUGGCCAGCCAGGAAGGCACCAUGGAGAGGCUCAAGCCCGAGCUGCUAUGGCACAUGCCAGGCCCUUCCAGAUUCUCAGCGGCUUCCGGAAACAAGAGGCCAGGCCAGUGGGAGCUGCUGGACUCCCCAGACCAACCUCCCAAGGGCGAGGGGCAGACCUCCAGCAGCAACACACUCUCCAGCAACGCCUCCAGUGGCCACAGCGACGACCCAGCCGAUCCUGGCGAUGGCACACCCGAGCUCUGGGCCAAGGGCGGGGUUUCCAACAACAGCGGCAUCGAUGCCAGCGGUGCCACAUCCAUCCGGCGCGACCGAGUGCCUGUGUCCUCACCUCUCUUUGGCCCCGCCCUCCCCGAAGGCCAUAGCAAGAGGACGGAGGUGGCCUGGCCCGCUGGCCACUUGGGCAGGCAGAGCUGGAAUUACUGCCCCAGGGCCUUUGGGAAAGGUGCUGGCGGCCCUGCCAGGGGGGGAAACAACAGCGCCCCAGAGCCCUUCUGGCAGGCCAGCCCCAGUGGCUCCAGGGUGAGCUACCCCAUCCAGGUCUACAAGACCCCCCCUGCAGACGGCUCCCAGGCGGCUCCUGGACCCCAGUCGAGCUCUUCCCAGCUCUCGGCUUCUGUGCCCAAGUCCUUCUUGUCCAAGCAGAGCGGCCGGAGUGCCAGGCCCCAACCCGCUGGGUGGAAGAAGAGCUCCGAGGCUUCGGCUAGGCCAGCUCCCUUCACAGAGUCCCAGAAAGGAAUUGACUUGAGCACCAGGAACGUCUUCGGACAGCCUCGCCUCCGAGCUUCUUUGCGAGACCUUCGCUCCCCACGCAAGGCCCACAAGUCAACCAUCGAAGAUGACCUGAAGAAGCUGAUCAUCAUGGACUCCACCAGCCUGGAGCAGGAGGAUGAGCUGACCCCCCAGAAGACACUCCAGCGGACCCUCUCGGAUGAAAGUCUAUGCAGCGGACGGCGAGACCCCUCCUUCGCCAGCAGCGCCUGCUUUGAACAGCCCCUCUCCAGUGACAUGCUCUUCACCAGCACCCUUCCUGGGCGGAGGCCGGCCAGCAGCGGCCGGGGGGGCUCCUUGGAGAAGGCCACCGUCUCUGCCUCUGAGCUCUCCCUGACCGAGGUGCGCGACCAGUCCCUGCGGCGCCUUGACCCCGCCCUGAUGCCCCUGCCGGACACAGCCGCAGGCCUGGAGUGGUCAAGCUUGGUCAGUGCCGCAAAGGCCUACGAAGUGCAGAGAGCUGUCUCCCUCUUCUCCCUCCAUGAGGCCAUGUUGAGCCCAGAUGCGGCACCGGCUGGCAGCCCCGGCCUUGGGCAUCUGAGCCUGGAGAGGCAGCCAGCGCCACAUACUGCUGCUGUCUUAAGCAAGCAGCAGCUGCCGGCGGAUCUGACAGGAAAGGUCUCCCACCUGGAAGCGAUGCUGAAGCAGCUGCACAGUGACCUGCAGAAAGAAAAGCAGGACAAGGUGGUGCUGCAGGCGGAAGUGGCCACGCUCAGGCAGAGCAACCAGCGGCUGCAGGAGGAGUCCCAGACUGCCAACGAGCAGCUGCGCAAGUUCGCCCAGAUCUUCUCCAGCGCCGUCGACAAAGAGGAGCUUUGAGCGGCUGGGGGGGGGCGGAGGGAGAACAGGCGUGGCACCUGCACAGGGGGGGCUCCCUUGGAGAGUACGCUGCCAGUGCCCUGUCUGCCAGCUGGGCUCUGACCCCAUGGCCCCCUUCGUGCCUCGGCUGGAGAGAGGGUCUCUUGCGACACAGGAGGGGUCCUUAAGCCCUGGCUGGAGAUGGCCAGCCAAGCUUCCCCUCCCACCCCCAAAGUCAAGCACCAUCAGAGGGCCAGUCUGUGUCCAACAGGCUGGGCGGCCAAGUCCAGCCAAGCUUCUCAGCACUUUCUAACAACUAAAUUAUUUUCUAGGGAAUGCAGAGCGCCUCAGGAAGUUUUAAAAAAAGUUUAAAUGUCUACAUUCUUUAUAAAACACUAUAUUUGUAUCAAUGGUACUGUUUGUAAUCUUUUUCAAUUGCAUUUCUGUGCAUGCAACUGAAUUCAGCACACUUGGUUUCUUCCAGUGGCAGCAGGGAUGGGACCCUGUCCUGGCACAAAGCCAUAGAGGCCCAGGGGAAGGCUCCUGGCUGGGGGAUCCGCCCCCCAUCCCACACACACACACACCCCUGGCCCUCCCAGGUGCCUGCUCUGGAACAUGAGGGCUUCCUGCCUCGCCUCCUGCCCUUGUGCCAGUCCUCUGCUGGGCCGGCCUGGCUGGCAGCAGGGCACACUGAGGGUGCUCUGUUGUCUCCACUACAGGGGCCCCUUCCACCCAAAGGGGGUGUCGGUUGAGAAAAGGAGGGUGUCUGUCCUGCUCAGUGACCUGCGGGGCCCUUCACCCUCUUUGGCUGAGGCUUCUGCCAACGACAACCUGGAGCAGCUGGCCUGGACCAUUUCUCUCCCCCCCACACACACUUCACAUUGCAAAACCAGCGUAUGAUCUAUGCGAAGCACAUUCUGUCCCGGGGGUUGGCCCAGACCUGCCAGGGGUCAGCCUUCCUCCCCCUUCCUCAUCUUUCCAUCUGCCAGGGUUUCAGGGAAAUAAGAAAGGGAGGCGAAAGGGCUCCCGGCCAGAGACGCACCAGCUGGCUCUCUCGAGCACCACUGGGGCUGCGGACGACCUCCCCUUCCACUCUAGCCUUAAUUCUGCAUGUGGGCAGAGGGGCUCCUGUUUCCUCUUGGCCCCCAGUGCUGGGAAGCCAUUUGCGGAUGAGCCCAAGGGGCUCUCCAGGAAUCCCCACUUCCCUCUCUGGGUGGGUCGGGGGGAGACCAGUGCCAGGGCCCCCUACUGCCUCUCUUCUGGGCUCACCACCCCACAACCUUCCUGGGUUUUUUUUAAUUUUGUAGUGGGACCUCACUGGAAUUUGUAUCCUAAGGAUUUCCCCCACACACACACUUUCUAGAAAGAAUUCCUCGGUUGUGGGCACGAUGUCUCCUGCAGCUCCUCAUGUCUAUCGGUUGUAUUAUGUGUUCGUUUUUAAUUUUAUAAGAAUCUUUGCAGAUCAAAUCUGUUUUAUUUAAUUUUGCUCUGUCUUAAAGCUGCUGAUGGAGAGGACCAUCAGUUUUUGUAAAAUAAAUUCUCUAAUACUC
This is a messenger RNA of Pantherophis guttatus, 6935 nucleotides long. Lineage: Eukaryota; Metazoa; Chordata; Lepidosauria; Squamata; Colubridae. The record is from RefSeq and is a predicted model, not a curated record.